Symbiodinium natans is the source of this 1491-nucleotide messenger RNA. The record is from the annotation of a GenBank genome assembly. NCBI's taxonomy places the organism in Eukaryota, Dinophyceae, Suessiales, Symbiodiniaceae.
AUGGCACCCAUGUGUGCCAUAGGUGUGCUUCUCGCCGUCAGCCUGCGGCAGCUAGCACAGGGCGAGGCAUUUGCAGCUCUCGGGCGAAAUGCUUGUACUCACACCAACAGUGCGCUGUUGGAGCCACAUCAUCAGCUCAAGCACGUGAUCCGGCCUAGACUUAGGACACGUACCACUUGCAGAAGUGCAAGCGAAGAAGCUGAUACGCAGGAGGAGGUGGCCGAGGUCAAGCUGAGCUCAGUCACCCAGUCCACAGUCAACCUGGUCAAGAACAUUGUUGGUGCUGGAAUGCUCUCGCUUCCUCACGGAGUGGCAGCCAUCGGUGGCAGCCCACAGGCUGUCGUGCCAUCGCUGCUUCUCACCUUCCUUGCAGCAGUGUUCAGUGCAUAUAGUUUCGUUCUGAUUGCGCAAGCAUGCGAGGCGACGGGUGAAAGCACUUACACCAGGGUAUGGGCACGCAGUAUUGGUGAGAGAACCAAGCUGGUGCCUGCAGUUGCUUGCCUCGCGAAGGCGGCCAUCGGAUGCAUUGCCUUCUCCAUGAUCCUGGGCGACUGCAUCUCGUUGAUGCUAGCUCCCCUGAAUCUGCCCGCAGUGAUUGCGAGCCGAGAUGCGAUCAUUCUACAGAUCACGGCCGUGGUCUUGUUUCCUCUUUGCAGCCUGAAGUCGCUGGCCCCGCUCGCAAAGUUUUCUUUGCUGGGCGUGCUCAGCAACUUCUACAUAUGCACCUUCGUGGUGUUGCGCUGCUUGGACCACUCCUACCAGAAGGGCGGCGCUUUGCUGGCUGCAGCACCAGCUGCACCAAAGUUCGACAUGGCGGCGGGCGCAUGGCACGCACACCUGGGCCCAGGUCUCAGCGUCUUGCUGAGCAUCCUGGCAACAGCAUUUCUGGCGCACUACAAUGCACCGCUGUUCCUGGAGCAGCUCGCUCCGGACCCGAAGACGGGAAAGAAGGAUAAGCGCUUCGUCGUGGUGUCAGUCCUGGGGUUCUGCACUGCAGGCCUCAUCUUCAGCUUGGUGAUGGUAGGAGGCUUUCUAACAUUUGGCAGCUCCUGCAUGGGCCUCAUCCUCAACAACUAUGCUGCCAUGGACAGUCUAGCUCUCCUCGCUCGGGCAGCGAUCGUGUUGUCCCUGGUCACUGCUUAUCCACUGGUCUUCCUCAGCUUGCGCAAGCAGGUCUUGGAGAUCCUUGGAGAUAAAGGAGACGAUCUCGCCCAAAGGCCCAGGUUGAUGACGAUCUCCUUGCUGGCAGGCAUCACUGCGGUGGCACUGAAGUUGCGAAAUCUUGGAGUCGUUGCCGCGCUAGCCGGCGCUAGCCUGGGCACGUUUCUCGUGUAUGUGGCCCCUGCUCUCAUGGUGAUGGGAGCGAGACGGCGGGGACUGACCGAACGACCCGAGGGUGCUGUUGGACUGCUUGCGCGCGCUACGCAGAUUUUCUUGGUGCCUUUGGGCCUUGGACUUGGAGUGAUUGGUUGCAUCCAAUGCCUGAAGUGA